GAACCCUGAGCGGCGGCCAAGUCCAGAGGAGAUCUUGGCAAAGCCGCGGCUGCGAGAAAUAAUGCAGCUCAUGCUCGAUGAAGCACAAGAGGCUGCCCAGGCGGCUGAUGAUCCUGCUGCGGUAGAGCCACAUCCAGAGCCAACUUCCUCUAGCAGUGUGGGCUGGUCGCAAGCUGGAAGUCCUUACAGGACCAACGACAUGGUCGAGUACUACUCCGUGUCUCAUGGAGAUUGGUUGCCUGCUACGGUCCUGCGGACCGAUGGAGAGGGUCGCAUCAUCAUCGACUUGAAGCCCAACACCUGGCUUUCCAAGGAGGACCAAGCAACCAAAGUCCGACGCCGACGCGAUGGUCCCGGAUCGAGGGGCGGCUCACCGAUGAGGACUCCUUCU
This is a messenger RNA of Symbiodinium necroappetens, 391 nucleotides long. NCBI's taxonomy places the organism in Eukaryota, Dinophyceae, Suessiales, Symbiodiniaceae. The record is from the annotation of a GenBank genome assembly.